GGAAGCGGCGGCGGCGCCAGGAACAGGGAGGCGGCGGCACGGCGAGGGAGGGAGCCGGAGCCGAGCCGGGCCGGGCCCCUCAAGAGCAACAGCAGCGCCAGCUCCUCCUUGUCGUCCUCGGUGAGUCCCGCUCCGCCGCCCCAGGAGGCUGCUCGCUACCGAGCCCGGAUGCCGGCGCAGGCCGGGCCGCGCCGCCGAGGAGCCCGGGAAGAGGCCCGCCCCGGGAGCGGGACACCGCCGUCUCCGCUGGGAAAUGGCUCUUGAAGUUAAAUGAGACUGGAUAAAACACAUAAAUGAAGCAGAAGCUGCUCUGCAUGUGUUAGGGCUGUAUCACCACAAGCACUGCUGAUCAGCCAGACUUGGUAACUUGUCAUAAUGAAGAAAAUUAGUCUCAAAACAAUUCGCAAGUCCUUUAACUUAAAUAAAAGUAAAGAUGAAAGUGACUUUGUAGUGGUUCAGCAGCCAUCGUUAAGUGAAUUUGGAAAAGAUGACUCCUUGUUUGGCAGCUGCUAUGGUAAAGAUUUGGCUAGCUGUGAAGUCAAUAGUGAAGAUGAAAAAGGCGGCAAAAAUAGAUCAAAAAGUGAAAGCUUAAUGGGUACGUUAAAAAGGAGGCUUUCAGCAAAACAAAAACAGAAAGGCAAAGGCAGCACACCAUCUGUAAGCUCUGCAGAUGAUGACACCUUUUCUUCCUCAUCUGCUCCAAUAACCUUCAAAGAUGUGCGAGCUCAAAGACCUCUGAGAUCCACCUCCCUCCGUAAUCACCAUUACAGUCCAACUCCAUGGCCUCUUCGACCUACAAAUUCAGAAGAGACUUGCAUCAAAAUGGAAGUGAAAGUGAAGGCCUUGGUCCAUUCCUCUAAUCCAAGCCCAGCACUGAAUGGUGUUCGAAAGGACUUCCAUGACUUGCAGUCAGACAGCGUGUUCCAGGAACAAAACAAUGCAUUAAAAAAUACGGAAUCUCAGAAUGGGGACUUGCAUCUUCAUAUUGAUGAACAUGUGCCUGUAGUUAUUGGAUUAAUGCCUCAGGACUACAUUCAGUAUACUGUGCCUUUAGAUGAGGGAAUGUAUCCUUUGGAAGGAUCACGUAGUUACUGUCUGGAUAGUUCCUCACCCAUGGAAGUUUCAACUGUUUCUUCUCAAGUGGGGGGGAAUGCUUUCCAUGAAGAAGAGAGCCAAGUGGAUCAGGAUGUAGUCGUUGCACCGGAUAUCUUUGUGGACCAGACAGUGAAUGGCUUGUUGAUUGGUACCACAGGGGUCAUGUUGCAAAGCUCAAGAGUUAAUCACAGCGAUGUCCCUCCACUCUCGCCUUUGCUACCUCCAAUGCAGAAUAAUCAAAUCCAAAGGAACUUCAAUGGAUUAAAUGGCACAGAUGCCCAUGUGGCUGAAAGUAUGCGCUGCCAUUUGAAUUUUGAUCCUAACACUGCCCCUGGAGUUGGAAGAGUUUAUGAUUCUGUUCAGAACAGUGGUCCUAUGGUUGUGACAAGUCUCACAGAAGAACUGAAAAAACUUGCAAAACAAGGAUGGUACUGGGGCCCCAUUACACGUUGGGAGGCAGAGGGAAAAUUAGCUAAUGUGCCUGAUGGCUCGUUUCUCGUUCGAGAUAGUUCUGAUGAUCGUUAUCUUUUAAGUUUGAGUUUUCGUUCCCAUGGAAAAACUCUUCACACUAGAAUUGAACACUCAAAUGGUAGGUUUAGCUUUUAUGAACAACCAGAUGUGGAGGGACAUACGUCUAUAGUUGACUUAAUUGAACAUUCAAUCAGGGACUCUGAAAAUGGAGCUUUCUGCUAUUCGAGAUCCCGACUGCCUGGAUCUGCAACUUACCCAGUGAGACUGACAAAUCCAGUAUCUCGGUUUAUGCAGGUGCGUUCUUUACAAUAUCUGUGUCGUUUUGUUAUACGUCAGUACACCAGAAUAGACCUGAUUCAGAAACUGCCUUUGCCAAACAAAAUGAAGGAUUAUUUACAGGAAAAGCACUACUGAAAGCUUACGGGAAUCUUGCAUCUUGCACUUUGGGAACAACAACAACAAAAAGAGAUUGAAUUACAGUUUACAGACUUUCAUUAUUAUCAAAAUCUUUUGCUGCCAUAAAAAUAUUUCAUUUUUGUGUGUAAAAGGAAAGUAAUGCAUUUUGGAUUUAUGUUUGUUUUGGGAUUUUUUGUGUAUUUUGGGGGGCUUCUUUUUUUUUGGGGGGGUGGGGGGAAGAAUGAUCUCCAGUUUAUUUUCAGAAGUGUGAAAUAGCUAUCUUUCAUCAAUGUGCAGAUUAAUCACAAUGUGAAUGAUCAAAUUCUCCUUAAUUUCCCCCAAGUCCUUUGCUGCUAUCCACUGUGAUUUUUAUGCAUUGAAAGCACAUUUCAUGUGUAUUCAACCAUAAGUAAAAGUAAAAUGAAACUUGUUGAA
This is a messenger RNA of Falco peregrinus (peregrine falcon), 2397 nucleotides long. It is a transcript of the gene SOCS6, whose product is annotated as suppressor of cytokine signaling 6. The record is from RefSeq and is a predicted model, not a curated record. Gene Ontology annotation, molecular function: 1-phosphatidylinositol-3-kinase regulator activity. Lineage: Eukaryota; Metazoa; Chordata; Aves; Falconiformes; Falconidae. The transcript is spliced from 2 exons. The coding region runs from base 376 to 1980 and encodes 534 amino acids. Gene Ontology annotation, biological process: phosphatidylinositol phosphate biosynthetic process; intracellular signal transduction; protein ubiquitination. Gene Ontology annotation, cellular component: phosphatidylinositol 3-kinase complex.